UCAGCUCGAAACGAAGAGAUGAAAUCUCACCGACGCCGGAGGGAAGGAGCGAUGCGAGGAGACGAGGGUUUUAACGCUCUCCGCCGGGGAGUGCCGAGGACGUGAGCGCCAUCGCUUCCGUUUCCGUCUGUUCUUCUCUUGCUGUCGUGAUAGUUGGUUCCUCCGAGCUGUAACGUAUGCUGGUGCUCGAGCAAAUAAUUUUGAUUUGCUUCAUACGACAACCAAUUCAGGAGUAGGCGUCGUCACAUGCUGCGCAAUCGUAACUUUCAUGUGAUUACUCAAGUGCUCCCUUCCAAAUAUAUUUUCAGUUCGGCAGAUGGGUGUUAACUUGCAGACCUGUACUACUAACUCGUUGAUUUGUUCCAAGAAUCGUUUUGCUAUUCGUUUCAGAAAUUUUCAGAUUCCUAGUAUGCUAGUUUAAUUUUAUGUUGCUUAUACCUUCUUUGGUUGCUCAGCAAUUAGAAAUAAAUGGGGCGCCACCUUUGUUCAUGUUAUUUAUUAGUGAAAACAAACACAUGAAAUUUUAACAUCUAUAGGAAAAAGUUUCAGAGGUUCACAAGUUAUGCUUCUAUAUGAGUUUUUCUGCUGCGAUAUGAUUCUCUUGCGUUCAUAUCCUUCAUUCUGAUCACCUUAAUUUUAGUCCAGCAGUCUGAAUAUCUGCUCAACCCUGAGAUUGCUCGAGUAGUACAGCUGCAUUAAUCGAUGGAGGAUCUCCCGGAGCCCCUGCUUGCAGAGAUCAUCAAGCGGAUUAACAGGACAAGUGAUCUUAAUUCUCUUUCCCUUGUAUCGAAGCGUCUCUACACUGUCGAGGCAGAGGAAAGGGGUACUGUCCAUGUUGGAUGUGGCCUUCACCCUGCAACAGAAGCCUUGUCAACGCUGUGCUCCCGGUUCCCCAACUUGUGGAAAAUAGAGAUAAAUUACUCUGGUUGGACGUCCGACAGAGGGAAGCAGUUGGACAACCAAGGCCUUCGUGUGCUUUCAUCUCACUGCCCUUCGUUGGUGGAUCUCACCUUAAGCUUCUGCUCUUACAUUAACGAUUCAGGUCUUAGUUAUCUAGCAUAUUCCAAGAAGCUCAUGGCCCUGAGGUUGAACUUUACCCCAGCAAUAAGUUCGAGCGGGCUUCUCUCAGUGGUGGUUGGGUGCAAGAGUUUAUCUACUUUCCAUCUUAUCGACUGCAUGAAAGUAGGCAGCAUGGAGUGGCUGGAGUACCUUGGCAGGGUCGGAUCGUUGGAAGAACUUGUGGUAAAGGAUUGCAAGGGAAUCAGCCAGUAUGACCUCCUAAAGUUUGGUCCAGGAUGGAUGAAGCUUCAAAAGUUUGAGUUUGAGAUCAAUGGCAAUUAUUGGGUAACAGGUGCCAGUGAUCCCUCAUAUGAUGCUCACUACCCAUACAAAUAUGAUAUCUGUUGUGACUAUUUGAAGGAUUUGAGGUUGGCACAUAUUAUAACUGAGCCAGAAAUUGGACUUCGUUUCCUCUUGGGAAAGUGCAAAGCAUUGGAGAAACUUUGCCUUGACUAUGUCAUUGGUCUAAAUGAGAGCGAGAUGAUUUCACUGUUCCAGAGCUGCAGCAACCUUAGAAGUAUCUCACUUCGGCUCAUGCCCCUGCGCUGUGGUUUUUCUUUCAGGACGCCAUUGACUGAUGAUAGCCUUAAGGCUCUAUCUCUCAGCUGCCCCAUGCUUCAGGUUGUCGAGCUUACCUUUACAUUUUGCGAUGCCGCGUAUCCAUCAGAAAUAGGCUUCACGCAGAAGGGUAUUGUAAUGCUGGUUCAGUCUUGUCCUAUUCGUGUUCUCAUGCUAAAUGGCGCCAACAAUUUUAAUGAUGAGGGUAUGAAGAACCUGUCAUCCGCACAAUUCUUGGAGACACUCGAGCUUGUGGAUUGCAAAAGGAUAACUGAUGCUGGGAUGAGUUUCAUCAUGUGUGCCCCUUGCUUGAGCCGUCUCACUCUCCGAAAAUGCAACAAAGUAACUGAUGAUGGAAUGGCCGAGCUGGUACGUUCACAGAAAUUGGAGUCUUUGACUGUUAUAGGAUGUCGCCGGAUCUCUCUGAAAGUUGUGCAGGGGGCUGCCAGAUCAGUUCACUACUCGGCUGAGCCUGAAGGUUUUGACAGACUAAAAGGAAUGAAAAAAAUGGAAGUGAGUACAUUAUUCAGCCAAAUAUUUCCAUGAAAGGACCCUCUCGCCAAUUCUGAAAGCUUGGGCAGUCAAUGAAGAAUGGAAGAAUCUUUGGACGUAAUCUUUGGCUGUUAUUUCCCAUUUACUAGUAGUAGUUACUAAACUAUGUACUGUAUUAGGGAAGUAAUUUGGUGGACAGGUGACGUUGCUGUGACCAGAAUCGGCGCUUCAUAUGUUCUAUUCCAAUUAGUAGCUUAGGAUUUUUGUCAAAACUUCUUAUACAUAAUGAUGCUUCAGUUGACAGCCUUUA
This is a messenger RNA of Phragmites australis (common reed), 2419 nucleotides long. RefSeq names its product F-box/LRR-repeat protein 14-like. The transcript has 2 exons. Gene Ontology annotation, molecular function: protein binding. Gene Ontology annotation, cellular component: SCF ubiquitin ligase complex. Gene Ontology annotation, biological process: SCF-dependent proteasomal ubiquitin-dependent protein catabolic process. The record is from RefSeq and is a predicted model, not a curated record. Lineage: Eukaryota; Viridiplantae; Streptophyta; Magnoliopsida; Poales; Poaceae. The coding region runs from base 703 to 2163 and encodes 486 amino acids.